Rotaria sp. Silwood1 is the source of this 438-nucleotide messenger RNA. The record is from the annotation of a GenBank genome assembly. Lineage: Eukaryota; Metazoa; Rotifera; Eurotatoria; Philodinida; Philodinidae.
AUGAAUACUCCACUUGUAUCAAAAUCAAAUUUUGAAAAGUUUUAUAAAAACAUAAUUAUUUCAAAGAAACAUCGAAUUGAAAUACUUCGUUUAUCAAAUUCAUUUAUUAUUGAUAUUGUAUUAUUACCAAUUCAUUUUGGUUUAAAGUUUAUUUCUCUUGAAAAAUUAAUUCUUGAUCAAAUUACUGAAAAAAAUUUCGACAGUAUCUUUGAUGAAUUAAAGUUCUUAUCUUAUUUACAUUCAUUAGUACUUAAUUUUAAGGAAUAUAUUCAAAAUUUGAAUGAUAUUUUUUCUAAAAUAAUGUCUUUAUCAAAAUUAAAAUAUUGUAAAACAAAAUAUCGAAUAAAAACUGAUCAAAACCAAUUAUCUAGUGAUUGCAAUAAAUAUAGUUACAGUUCAGUUGAACAUUUAAUUAUUGAUGGUCGUCUUCACAUAUGA